CAGGGGAAAAACCUGGACACGCCGGACUCCCCUCGGUGGGAGCUGACGGGCUCUGUCAGGAGUGGCGCUAAACCGAGCAGGGAGUCCAGUCCAAGGUGCGGGAGGGUUCGAGCCCCGUCGCUGAGAGCUCGUCCCUGGGCCGGCGGCGAAGGACAGGCAGCAGCAGAGCCCCUGUGAGUCCGCCUGUGAGGAUGUGGCUGUACCUGGCCGCCCUGCUGGGGCUGUACUUCCUGCGCCGAUGGUACCGGGAGCGGCAGCGCGUCGAGGGCCUCCCGGAGAAAUACGUCCUGAUCACCGGCUGCGACUCCGGCUUCGGGAACCUGCUGGCCAAGCAGCUGGACGCGCGGGGCCUGCGGGUGCUGGCGGCUUGUCUCACCCAGCCGGGCGCGGAGCAGCUGAGGAAGGCGACGUCGGAGCGGCUGCAGACGGUGAUCCUGGACGUCACCCGCAGCGACAGCAUCGCCGCGGCCAGCGCCUGGGUGAAGGAACGAGUGGGGGAGAAAGGGCUCUGGGGCCUGGUGAACAACGCGGGGAUCGCCGUCCCCGCGGCCCCCAACGAGUGGCUGACCAAGGACGACUUCGUCAGGGUGCUGGACGUGAACCUGAUCGGCCCGAUCGAGGUGACCCUCAGCGUCCUGCCCCUGGUGAAGCGAGCCAGGGGCCGGGUCGUCAACGUGGCCAGUAUAAUGGGUCGACUGGCCUUCUUCGGAGGGGGCUACUGCCCGUCUAAGUACGGGGUGGAGGCGUUCUCCGACAGCCUGCGGCGUGAGAUGCUGCCUUUCGGGGUGAAGGUGUGUGUGAUCGAGCCGGGCUACUUCAGCACCGCAGUUACCAACCCUCACCUCAUUAUCGAGAACUUCACUCGCCUCUGGGAGCAGCUCCCCGAGGAAACCAAAGCGAGUUACGGGGAGAGUUACUUAAAAGCCUUUAUCCAGGCCACCCGCAAUCUGCCGAAAUCCUGCAACUCCGACUUGUCCGUCGUCACCGGCUGCCUGGAGCACGCGCUGACAGCCCGCCACCCCCGCACCCGCUACUCCGCCGGCUGGGACGCCAAGCUGUUCUUCCUCCCGCUGAGUUACCUACCCACCUGCUUCGCCGACUUCGUGCUGACGCGGUCCUACCCGGCACCCGCCCAAAAAGUGUAGGAGGAAGAUGCGGCGUUCGAAUGUCGGCAGGGGGCAGCGACCGGAGCAGCGUCGCUGGCACACGGGGUCCGAAUUCCCGGCGGGGGUGAGACCCCCUGUCCCGUGGCGCCCAGCUGAGACUAUGCAAAUCAGUUCUUAAUUACAAACCUUGAAUCAAA
Messenger RNA from Mauremys mutica (yellowpond turtle), 1303 nucleotides. RefSeq names its product retinol dehydrogenase 16-like. The transcript is spliced from 5 exons. The record is from RefSeq and is a predicted model, not a curated record. Bases 192 to 1145 code for a protein of 317 amino acids. Lineage: Eukaryota; Metazoa; Chordata; Testudines; Geoemydidae.